AUGCUAAGUCCAUCAUAAUAUUAACAACUAUAAAGAUUGUCUCCAUAAAGAGUGAGCAUGCCUGGGAUGUCUCGAGUGCCUGCCUUCGUAAAGACCAGAGAAGUUCGAAUGCCCUCUCCUGCCAAACAAUACUCUCCUACUAAAUAUGUGAUUCACAAUCCUCCAUUGUAUAUGAGAUCUCGAAUGGCCAGUACUGAGGACAUUCCAUCAAUGCCUUCAGAAUCCAAAAAUAUCAACAAUGAUAGAAAGUAUUCAAUGCACAUCGAUCCAAAAACACAAUAAAUAUCUCAUCUCAAUGAAAUAAUUCAAUAGCAACAACAAUAGAUCUUGACACAGGAGAGUCAAUGCUUGGAAACAGAAGUUCAUUGAACUCAAUCAGAAAUAUCACUAAAUGUAAGAAAAGUACUAUCUUGCUGAUACUG
Molecule: messenger RNA, 422 nt
Organism: Paramecium tetraurelia
Lineage: Eukaryota; Ciliophora; Oligohymenophorea; Peniculida; Parameciidae
Exons: 3
Source: RefSeq, a predicted model, not a curated record